CAUUUUGGAUUUGUAGCGCCUUUCAUUUUAUCUAAUAUCACCUUCGAGUUCUCAACGAGGAAAACCACUAUUUUAGGAUUUAAUCUCAAUUCUCAAGUCUUAAAAUUCACGUGUCGUAAGGAUUUCUGAUUGAUUAUGGCUGUUGCUGGGGUUAUUGGUGGUAAUUCAUGGUCAUGGAUGCAAUUAAAAUGUCAAGAAAGGAAACAGAAAAGACUUGAGAUUUGUUGCUCCUCUUCUUCUUCUUUGACGGAUUGUUACAAAACCUUAAGAGUCCAACCCGGUGCGUCUCAAUCCGAGGUUAAGAAGGCUUUUAGACAGCUUGCACUGCAGUACCAUCCAGAUGUAUGCAGAUGGAGCAAAUGCGGGGUGCAGUUUCACCAAAUCAACCAGGCUUAUGAUGUUGUAAUGUCCAAUUUGAGAGGAGAAUCCAAUGAAAUGGAAAUGGAAAUGUACGAAGCAUGCGAAGAUGAUGCAGGCAUCGACGAAGCAAUGAGGGGAAUGAAUGAUCCAGAUUGGGACCUGUGGGAAGAGUGGAUGGGAUGGGAAGGAGCAGGAAUUCGUGAUUAUUCAUCUCACAUUAAUCCUUACAUUUGAAAUUGCUUUGUUCUCUCUUUUAUUCUUUUUUUUUUUUUGAAAGUUUAAUUCAAUUAUGUAUUUAGUUAAAUGCUAAGGCCCUUCUUCCGCCUUCAAAAGUGGUUGGGGUUUGUGUAGAUAGAGAGUGUAGAGCUCAAGAGGAUUAAAGGUAGUCUUGACCUUUGCAUAAUUUAAGCCUAUGUUAACAAAACCAAUCAAACUUGAAAAAGAAUAAAAACUUAAAAAGCUUCAACACCCAA
Arachis ipaensis is the source of this 833-nucleotide messenger RNA. Its product is annotated as chaperone protein dnaJ 8, chloroplastic-like. Lineage: Eukaryota; Viridiplantae; Streptophyta; Magnoliopsida; Fabales; Fabaceae. The record is from RefSeq and is a predicted model, not a curated record.